Molecule: messenger RNA, 864 nt
Organism: Triplophysa rosa
Lineage: Eukaryota; Metazoa; Chordata; Actinopteri; Cypriniformes; Nemacheilidae
Exons: 4
Coding region: 177-584 (135 amino acids)
Cellular component (GO): extracellular exosome
Source: RefSeq, a predicted model, not a curated record
GCAGUUAAACAUUCAUAAAUUCAAGGGCAGGCUCAGUGGUAGGGGUGUUGCUGAGUGAGGUACAAAGGUAGCUUUCUUUGAGAGGAACACCUGCAGGACUCACACAGAAACAAGGAAAUGGAAUAUGAGCAAAUGUUCAACAGCAGGCUAACUGGGCAUUAAGAACAACGACUGCCAUGGGGAACAAUGUCACAAAAACAAUAGACAAGUGGGGGUUAAAUCCAAGAAAACUUUCAUUGAAGCGAGCGAAGGAAAGAAAAGGUCCGCCUAUGGUUCCCCCCCAUCAGGCUCCUGUAUACUACCCUCAUUUAUAUGACUCUGUGACAGCCGAACCACAGUACGCUCAGGUCAAUAAAAGACGAAAGCAGGAUGCUGAGGGUUUACACUACGCUGACAUUCAAGUCCUACAGUCCAAAAGUUCUACCAGCAAACGAAAACAGACGAUGAACAAUCACAGUACCACACAGUAUGCAACUAUAGACUUUAAAACACCUGUGAACACACACACACCAGAUGAGCCAGCAGAUCUGUUCAUCCCACCUGGAGAACUAAAGAGACCAAAUAUGAGGGCCUCUCGCAAAUAGAAUGACUAGUCAACGUGGGCAGUUAACUGUUUAAAAAUAGUCAUUAAAAUGAUAAAAUGUGUCAGUUGGCAUGUUUUAACUUUAUAUUUAUUCUGAAAAAUAUGAUGAUCUGUCACCAUGUGCUCUUGAGCAAGGCACUGCAAUGCAGUUUGUGUUCUGUAAGUAACUUUGAUUUAAAAACUAACAGGCAUUUGGAAAGCAAAUGAGAUUUACAUUUACAAGCAAGUGCAAUAAAGAGAUUUUUCUUUUUUUCUUUUGAAAUAUUUAUGUAUGUGGAACU